This is a messenger RNA of Micropterus salmoides (largemouth bass), 2344 nucleotides long. RefSeq names its product polycomb protein SCMH1-like. The transcript is spliced from 10 exons. Gene Ontology annotation, molecular function: protein binding. The record is from RefSeq and is a predicted model, not a curated record. NCBI's taxonomy places the organism in Eukaryota, Metazoa, Chordata, Actinopteri, Centrarchiformes, Centrarchidae. Bases 1 to 1584 code for a protein of 527 amino acids.
AUGGUAGCACAUGGCCUGAGUGUAGUUGUAGCCAGCAGCUUUAGCUUUUUACGCAAGUGCCCUUUUCUUGUGUGUCUGCCCAUCUUUGUCCAUGCAGUAGUGUUGCCUAAGAGCCUUGGGGCAUUGACAGAUGGGAGUGUAGAGAGCCCAGCCAUGCACCCCACCCCCACCGUGGGCAGACCUCCAGGUCAGAGAGGACGCAAGCCAGGCCGCAGGAAAACCAAGGUGACGGGGCCCUGGAGUCAGAAGGGCUCAGCGUUGGGACCACAGAGCAUCCAGCUAGCCAAAGGCCUGGAGCCCAUCAAGAUCCCCAAGAAACGAGGGCCCAAGCCUGGCAGUAAGUUGGGUUGGGCAAAGAGAGCUGGCUGGCUGGAAGAUGCCAUGGCUGGCCCAGGGCGGCCAGUGACUGGCCCAGGGCGGCCAGUGACAGGUCCAGGGCGGCCAGUGACCGGUCCAGGGCGAACCAGGGGCAGACUGCCUGCCAACUGGGCACAGAGGAUAGCUCUGCAGCAGGCCCAGACUCAGGCAGAACCCAUCAAGAUCCCAAAGAAAAGAGGGCCAAAGCCUGGCAGCAAGAGAAAACCAAGGGUGGUACCUAAUCCAGUUCCCACGUCUCCCACCAGCAGCACCCCAGAGCCUGACACCAGUACUGUUCCUCUAGACAAUGCCACCAUCCCCAACUCUGCACUCCAGGCUCCCACAGUUUGUGUGUACCUAAACAAAUACGGCAAGGUGGGACCCCAUUUGGACCUGCGGCGUAUUCAGCAGCUCCCUGACCACUUUGGGCCAGGCCGGGCCUCUUCAGUGCUUCAGCAGUGUGUUCAAGCUUGCGUAGACUCAGCCCACAACCAGGGCACAGUCUUUUCCUGUCUCAAGUCUGGACAAGGAGGUGAAGUCAUUUCAGCCUACUUUGACCAGCAGCAGCACACCCUGACCUUGCCCACAGUCAGCAGUGUCACCUACGUCCUCCGCUUCCUAGAAAAACUCUGCCACAACCUUCACUGCGAUCCUCUGUUUGGAAGCCAACCUGUCGCCAGAGGAAGCCUGCACUACGACAGUCACACAUACACUGCAGAGAGGAGAAGUUUUGGAGACAACCUGACGACGGGCCCGGGCCGAGGCAACAAGCGGUUCCUACAAGACUACAACAGUCCCCUGCCUCAGAAACUGGCCAAAACCCCCCGGCACUCUACUGAUGGUGAGUCCUUCAUGGAGAACAGUGUUGCCGCAUCAGAGCACUUAAAAAAGAGCCCUCUUUCUCCCAACUCUAUAAUUCAAACUCCCGGCCUGAGGUCUCCCUCCAAGCUGCUACAUCAUAGAAACUCUACAGGCUCAGGCAGUUUCCGAGAGAGCCCGAGACCUAGUGGUCAGGACCCUAACCUGUGGACAGUAGAGGAUGUCAUGCAGUAUAUCAGAGAGAUCGACCCAGUGCUGGCCCCACAUGCUGACCUCUUCAGGAAACAUGAGAUUGACGGCAAAGCACUCCUGUUGCUGCGUAGCGACAUGAUGAUGAAAUACAUGGGCCUGAAGCUCGGUCCUGCUCUCAAACUCACCUUCCACAUUGACAAGCUCAAACGGGCUUGAGAAGGUCCGCUGGCUAGCGGCAGCCUUCCAAAGGACUAAACUCCAACCCCAUCUCCCUGUUCUAGGAUCAGUAUAUCAUGCACUGCAUAUUGGACAUAUACUGACCAUUUACAUGUAGCAACUUCCAUCAGACCACCAUAUCUGGUAUUACAUACCCUGUUCUGACCUCAUCCAAUGAGGAAUGUUUAUUUUGUGUAGCACAAUCCAGCCCUAAGGCAGCAUGGGAUACGUAGGAUCACCCACUUGUCUGUCAUCUGUUUUCAUUUCAGUAUAACUUGAAGAGUCAUAUGUGGCCAUUUUAACUGUAAAAGGCUUUUUUGGCCUGCUUUUAUUAUGUUACAUUUAUUCUGUACAUUUCAUAUUUUGUACUUAUAUAUGGACUUGUAUUUUUGCCUUUUUCAACGGUUUGUGUGGGAUAUUCUAAAAGAAAGAAAGCCCUAAAGGAAUAAAAGAAAACGCUACAUUCAUCCCAAUAUUUUGGAAGGCUUCUGAUUAAUGUCUCUGUUUGAGGCACGAUUUUGCAACUACAAUAUUAAUUAUGGGAAGAAAAACGUGUUUUAUGAAAAGAAAUUUAUUCUGAAAAAUACUGCCAUGAGGAAAUCUGUCUUUUCUCUUAUUCUGGAUGUUGUUUACAAUGCCUUGUCCUGUAUUUGUUAUUUGUACUUUUUUAAUUUUUUAUACUAUAUUAUUAGAAUUCCUACAUGGAGAGCCCUAUCAUGCUUAACAUUGUUCAAUAAAUAUAUAAUAAUUCAACUGUUAA